Molecule: messenger RNA, 1365 nt
Organism: Aspergillus bombycis
Lineage: Eukaryota; Fungi; Ascomycota; Eurotiomycetes; Eurotiales; Aspergillaceae
Product: MmgE/PrpD family protein
Exons: 3
Coding region: 1-1365 (454 amino acids)
Molecular function (GO): lyase activity
Source: RefSeq, a predicted model, not a curated record
AUGGCAACACGAACAGAGCGCCUAGCCACCUGGGCUUCAGGAGUGCAAUAUCAUGACAUCCCACAGGAUGUGAUCCAGCGAACCAAAGACCUUUUCCUGGACUGGUUCGGGUGCACGAUUGCUGGUCGUCAUCAUGCCGCGGUAAAGGCCAUGGCUGUAUUUGUGCAGCAGAUGGGCCCCUCGCAGGGGAGGAGUGAGUUGGUGGAUGGCGAGCUAGGCUUCAGUACAAGCCCUGCCUUUGCAGCAAUGGUGAACGCAGCUUCGUCGCACGUGGUGGAGCAGGAUGACUUGCACAACCGGAGUAUCAUGCAUCCAGCGACGGUUAUCUUCCCUGCUGCUUUGGCAGUUGCCCAGGAUCUGGAAGCGAAUGGAAGAGACUUUAUUACCGCCUGCGUGGUUGGGUACGAGGUAGGAUGCCGCGUGGGAGAAUUCCUUGGAAAGAGCCAUUAUGCACGUUUCCACUCCACUGCAACUGGUGGGGUUAUUGGUGUGGCAGCUGCAACAGCACGUCUUUUGGGCCUCGACGCCGCGGCCAUGCUAUCAGCUAUCGGAACUGCCGGGACCCAAGCAUCCGGCUUAUGGCAGUUCCUUUUGGACGCCACACAUUCAAAGCAAGUUCACACGGGCAAGGCCUGCUUCGAUGGAAUUUUCGCCGCCUACACCGCGAAAUCGGGGUUACUGGGACCCAAGGAUGUGCUGGAAGGGCCUAAGGGCAUGGGCGUCGCCCUCGUUCCUGAUACACCCAACUCCAGCGCAAUUGAUACGGACCUCGGAGUUGACUGGGCAGUGCUGGGAAGUAGUUUCAAAUGGCAUGCGUCAUGUCGGCACACGCAUCCAAGCGUUGACGCAUUGCUUAACGUUCUUUCCACUCAUGGGAUUAAAUUCGAAGAUAUCGACUCGGUCGUAACCAAAACAUAUCAAGCAGCCUUUGACGUCCUUGGACUCAGUGGACGCGGUGAAACAGUCCAUCAAAGCAAAUUUAACAUGGGAUUCGUUCUCGCCGUAACGGCGCAGAAGGGACAUGCCUUGAUAACGGAUUUCACAGAGGAAGCGCUGCAGGACGCAUCGUUGAGGCAAUUCCAAGAACGUGUUAAGAUGGAAUUGGACGAAGAUAUAAAUGCCGCGUUCCCGCAAAAGUGGCAGGGCAAGGUAAUCGUAACUUGCAAAUCCGGUGCAAGCCAUGAGCACUUUGUGGAAUAUUUGAAAGGAGAUCCCCAAAAUCCACUGACGAGGGCGGAGAUUGAGACCAAAUUCAAGGCCUUAGCCAAGUAUGGCGAAGUGAAAGACACGGAUCGGAUCCAGCAAAUUAUCACCAGAGCAUGGAACCUCGAGAAUGAAGGCAGCCUGAAGGAACUGUGGCUCUAA